AGGAAGCUCUACUAAAUUUGGGAUAAAUCGCCGUGUUCCUUGUUUCUCUUCUCUUGCGCCUCGUCGCUCGCAAGGCCGAAGAAGAGGGGAGGAAUAGACGGUUUCGUGGCUCAUCGAUCGGUCCGCAGAAAGGGGAAAAGUUGAGGUUUUGAGUGGUUCUUCUCCCGUUAUCUCCGGUGUUGUAGGUAUUGUGGAUUGGUUCGAGGUUGUAGUAGAUCAGCAUAUCGGAUUGUUCUACUGUUCGGUUGAAAAAAUAUGAUCUCUGGUAAUUCGACUUAAGAAGCUUGAUAAUUGUUUGAGGGUUUGUUUUUUUUUUCCCCUUUGGCUAAAUUGAGGGUUUGCUUAGGCCUCUGGAACUUUUGAGCUGGCAUUUUCUGUUUAUUAUUCAAAGUUGACGAAUUUCUUGGGUCAUGAAAAUUAGAUUAGGUUUCUGUAAAGACAAAUCGUUAAAGAACCGGAGUUUGGAUUGAAAUUCCUUUGAUUCACAAUUUUGUGCUGAAGAAUCAAGUACUGGUCAUUCUGGUCAUUAGGUUUGAGGAUGGCAUUGAAUUUUUCUUCUCGUUCUAUGCUUCCUGUCCCAUUUGUCCAUUCUGAUAAUGAAUCCUACCUAUCGGUGUUUGAGGGGAGCCAAAUCUGUGUGUACCCAUUUUUGUCUGGCUGGGAGGUUGUAAAUGCUUUUGACUGCGUUGUUGGGGACAACCAGUCGUUGUCAGCAAUAGACGAUGUUUGUGAUCCUGUUGAUCUGUUACCUGAUGACCCAUUUGGGAUGGAGUUAAACAGAAAUAUGGGAGCUGCUCUAGAUGGCUUAUUUAAGGCUAGCUGUAGGGACUUCUUUGGAUGGAGUUUGGUUUGCUCGCCUGAAACUCAAUUUAACUAUGAUGCUAGGGCAGAAGAGCUUGAUGGUUGGCCAAUUGAAAGCUUUGAAGGAUUCUCUGUUAAUGAUAGUCUUGAUGAAGAGUCUGAAACUGGCUUAAUAGACGGUGAAUCUUUGAACCUCUAUUGUGAAGACAAUACCCACUCUAGUGGAGGAGAUGAGGGACUUCCACACGAUGGACUUAUAUUCUCACUUAGAUAUAUGGAUCUUCGAGAUCUCCUCUCACUUGAAAGGGUCUGCAGGUCCUUGCGUUCAGCUGUUCGAAAUGACUCUCUUUUGUGGAGAUCUAUGCUAAUAGAUUCUCCACUGAGUGAGAAGAUAACAGAUGAUGUUCUCCUGCAACUAACCAGGAGAGCUCAAGGGAACUUGCAAUCUUUGAGUCUGAUAGGUUGUCCAAGGAUUACAGAUGAAGGCUUGAAGUGUGUGUUGGACAAUAAUCUGAGUCUAAAGAAGUUGCAUAUUCCUGGGUGUGUAAGACUAAGCCUUGAAAGUAUAAUAAACAUCCUCAAGGAAUAUCAGUCAAAAUGUUCACCAGGAAUUGAGCAGCUCAAGCUUGGUAGACUUUUCAGUGUAUCCCAAGAACAAUAUGAAGAGUUGAAGUUGUUGCUACACACAGACCAACAUCAACAACCCCAAGCUCAGAAAUUGAGGUUCUAUUACACUAGUCGAUCAUCUCUUGGUUGGGUUGAUGAUCGUGCUAUUGACAUUGAAAUGUGCCCACUUUGCAAAAAGUACAAACUAGUCUAUGAUUGUCCUUCAGAGAGUUGUCAAGGAAGAGGUUUUACGCAAUGCAGAGCCUGUGACAUUUGCAUUGCAAGAUGCAUCCAGUGUGGAAAAUGUAUCAAAGACUGCAGGUAUGUAGAGACCUUUUGUCUCGAAUAUUUGUGUUCAGAUUGUUGGAAGGAACUACAGGAGAAAUUUUAGAGCAUCAAGAAUACUGAAAAAAAAAACCUGAAUUUGCAACCUUAGACUGUUGGCUAUCCAUUCAAUUGGUUAAUAGGCAAUGCAUUUGCUUAAUUUUAUUGGAGAAUUCAAAGUUCCCCCACCUUUCAAUAUUUUUGGGGGGUAUUGCAAAAAUGGAAGCUUCAUAUUUCUAUGCCUUUCUGGGCCACCAGCAUUUCCUUCAAGCAACGAUGAAGUUCUAGUGAUUUAUAAAUUCAAAUGCCAAAAAAAAAAAAAAAAAUCAGAGAUGCAGGCAUGUUGAAAUUUUCCGCCUCAAAUAUGUAUGUUCAUGUUCAAAUUGUUGGAUGGAGCUACAAGUAGAACAACUGAGCACUUAGAUGGAUGAAUUUGCUCAUAUAUUGAAGAAAUAUAAGUUUGGCCACCUAUUAUUUUUUGCUGGUCUAUUGUUCAAUACAGAACUUCAUACGUCUGCUCUUUUACUGGCCAAGCAAGUAUGAAACAGGAGCAAUAUCUACCCAAAAGAUGAGAAAAAAAUGGUAGAAGCAAGUGAUAAUGUCAAGAACACCCUUUGUUAUCGUGCUUAUGAUCAGGAGAAGCGAGUAUGAAACAAGAGCAAUAUUUACCCAAAAGAUGAGGAAAAAGAUGGUAGAAGAAAGCGACAAUAUCAAGUACAUCCUUUGUUAUUCUGCAUAUGAUCCGAACUAUUUGAAUUAUGAAAUAUGAAGUUUGGUUUCCAGUACAAACUAUGGAAGUUUGAGAUUCACUUGCAGAGUCUGAGCGCAUGUCAACUAAAACCAUAUCGAAGAGUUUAUGAGCUCACUUCUCUCAUAUACCUACAAUUGGUCAUUGGCUCAAGUGCUGGUGGGCUUGGAGCGAUACCACCUUGAAUGUUGGUGUCUUUUAAUUCUGCCUCCAAUUUCAUUUAGAGAAUGCUCCCUUAUGAUGGCACAGUGGCACAAGUAAAGAAUGCCGAUCCGACUUAUCGAAUACAAUCCAACUGUUUGCUGAUUAGCAAUAUGUUGUUUCAAACUUAAGAAUCUUGAUUCUGCUUGUUAUUAUAUUUGCAUAACAGUGAUGAAAUUGGAUCCUUGUUGGAAGUUGAAAGCUAGAAUUUCUAAAACAAUUUUAGCAUUCUAAAUUUGGGGAAAAGAGCAUGUUAACAAGGUAGAAAUCUUCAGAUUGUAUCAGAAGAUAUUUGUUCUUCUACGCUCAAUUGCAUGUAUAUUAUAUUGUUCAACUAAUCCAAUGCUUCAGACUGUAACAGAAGUGUGCAAUGGCUAGCGAUAAAUGUUAUGUUCUUAGUCAUUAAUACAUUUACUUCUUGGCUGGAUUUUGUAA
Messenger RNA from Zingiber officinale, 3115 nucleotides. RefSeq names its product F-box protein SKIP14-like. NCBI's taxonomy places the organism in Eukaryota, Viridiplantae, Streptophyta, Magnoliopsida, Zingiberales, Zingiberaceae. The transcript has 4 exons. Gene Ontology annotation, cellular component: cytoplasm. Gene Ontology annotation, molecular function: protein binding. Bases 539 to 1798 code for a protein of 419 amino acids. The record is from RefSeq and is a predicted model, not a curated record.